AAUAAUAAUGAAUAUCUGCCUGUCACAUGUUACAGUCAUGUGACCUGUCAUCAUCAACGCUGCAGUUCAUCAUGGCGGCGUCUGUUUUCCACAGACUGAGAACUGGGUCCAAAAUAGGUGUUCACACAGCACAGUAUGACCAAGAAGGCAACCUCAUCCAGGUGGAAACCCGAGAGGAUGAAGAACAGAGCGUGAAGCUGGCGGAGAUCCUGGAGCUUCUGCUGGCAGCGGGAUACUUCAGAGCACGGAUCAAAGGGUUGUCACCUUUUGAUAAGGUGGUUGGUGGUAUGACCUGGUGCAUCACCACAUGUAACUUUGACAUAGAUGUGGAUCUUCUUUUCCAAGAAAACUCAACUAUUGGCCAGAAAAUAGCUCUGACGGAGAAAAUAGUGUCUGUGUUACCAAAGAUGAAGUGUCCUCAUCGCCUGGAGCCCCAUCAAAUCCAAGGGCUGGAUUUUAUCCACAUUUUCCCAGUGAUACAGUGGCUGGUGAAGCGAGCCAUUGAGACCAGGGAGGAGAUGGGUGACUAUGUGAGAGCCUACUCCAUUUCUCAGUUCCACAAGACCCACAGCCUUCCAGAGGAUGAAGAAUUUGUCCAGAUGAAAGACGAGGCUGUCAGGGCAGUUCUGGAUGUAUUGGAAGUGUACAAACCCCAGAGAAAGUACAGGAGGCAGAGAGAUGCAGGGGAGCUGCUGGAUGAGGAAUCCAGGGUUCACUCCACUCUGCUGGAAUAUGGCAGAAUGUCAUAUUUCCUGGUGCGAUAUGGAUUCAGCAAACAAUCCAAACCAGACAAGGUGGAUGAAAGGAAGGCUUCGCUGGCCAGUGGCUGUCAAGCAGCGCCCUCUGGGAUGGCGGAGGUAUCAGAGGAAGUUGACCUGCAGGCAGCGGAGGAGAUGCGAAUCAAAACCCUGAUGACCAGCAUGGCUGCCAUGGCAAAUGAAGAGGGGAAGCUGACAGCAAGUGCAGUGGGUCAGAUAGUGGGAUUGCAGUCUGAGGAGAUCAAACAGAUUGCCUCAGAGUACGCUGAAAAGCAGUCUGAGUUGUCGUUGGAGGAGCGUUUAGAGCGCUACGGUCCUCUCCAGCAACAUCGCAGGGCGAUGGUCUCACUCAACAAACAGAUCCAGCAAAAGACUAAACAACUGGAGGAGUUACAAGCAAAGCAUGAAGAGGUGAAAACAGGCUGUGACGAGGCCAAGAAAAAACUGAUGGAGGCUACAGAGCACUCAGAGAAACUGGAGAAAGAGCUGAUGUCUUUAGAAGAGAUAGAGCUGCAGGCUGACAGCAGCUUGCUGGAGAAGCUGAGGGCUCUGGUGACAAUGAAUGAGAACCUGAAGCAGCAGGAGCAGGAGUUCCGCACACACUGCAGAGAAGAGAUGGCUCGCUUGCAGCAGAACAUUGAGGAAAUGAAGAGCACAUCAGGACAGGAUACAGAGGAAGAAAAGGAGAGGAACCAGCUGAUAGACAAACAGUACAACACAGACAGAGAGAAACUGCAGAAGAUCCGUCUGCUCAUGGCUCGGAGGAAUCGUGAGAUCGCCAUCCUGCAGAGGAAGAUAGACGAGGUGCCGAGCAGGGCAGAGCUGACCCAGUACCAGAAGAGAUUCAUCGAACUAUACAGUCAAGUUUCUGCAACACACAAAGAGACCAAGCAGUUCUUCACUCUGUACAACACGUUAGACGACAAGAAGGUUUAUCUGGAGAAGGAGGUGAAUCUGCUGAAUUCUAUACACGACAACUUCCAGCAGGCCAUGUCGUCUUCAACAGCCAAAGAGCAGUUCCUCAGACAGAUGGAGCAAAUAGUGGAGGGAAUCAAACAGAAUCGCAUCAAGAUGGAGAAGAAGAAGCAGGAGAACAAGAUGAGGAGAGAUCAGCUGAAUGAUGAGUACCUGGAGCUGCUCGACAAGCAGAGGCUCUACUUCAAAACUGUAAAGGACUUUAAAGAGGAAUGUCGGAAGAACGAGAUGCUGCUGUCCAAGCUGAGAGCAAAAGGGGCCUCUUAGCACUGGUAUGACUGGUAUGGUUUUUUGAUAUAAAUGAAAUGUGUAAUCUAUAUAAGCUGAUCACACAUUAACUGUACAUGUACAGAGUUUUUCUUUUAGUAUUCCACUUUGUUUCAUCACGCUUCUUUAUGGCUAAUAUGGUUGGAAACCGACACUUGGGACUGAUCUAAAACCCUGUGGGAAGAGUCCUGGCUAUUACAUUUACACUGUGCUCUCCACAUGUGCCAGAUACAGCUGACUGAGAAACGCAAAUGCCUUUCAUUGUUCAAGUGAAAACUAGCUCAUUAUUGUUUUAUAUAUUUUUGCAUAAUCUUCAGCUACAGUGUGAUUGCAGCACCAAUAACAACCAAAAAUGAUCACCAUUACUAAAUUAUAUGUAGAAUAUAUGUUAAAUAUGCAGGAACACUGUAACAAACCUAUAAAUCAUGACCGUAUCUUUAAUAUCUGACAGAUUUUGCCCUUUGGAACUGUACUCACAGGGAGCUUAGAUAUCAAAGCUAGUCAGAACUGUAUAUGUACUUAUAUAUGUAUAUUAUAUGUACUUUACACAUUUAAAGCUCUUCAUGUUGAUCAUAAAGUUGGUCCCAUACCUACUGAAAGAGACGACUAAAACAAUUUAAAUUUCCUGAGCAUGUUGUGUUGUUUGCUGCUGUGUCAUUCGGGGAGUUUUAUGAACCAGUCCUUAAAUUGCAUCAUAACAUGCUGAUGUGUUCAGAUUCUCAGUGCAGCUUUAAACUUUACUCUGUGUAUGAAAAGUUCUUUUCCAGUUAUGCUUUUCUUAUGUGCCUCUGAAGUUUGAAUUCACCUCAUGUCUCACAUUUGCCUUUGUCAUCAUCCAAUGACCAUGUAGAAGCAGUAUUUAAUGAAUAAAAUAAUCUUUCUAUUAA
Molecule: messenger RNA, 2887 nt
Organism: Micropterus salmoides (largemouth bass)
Lineage: Eukaryota; Metazoa; Chordata; Actinopteri; Centrarchiformes; Centrarchidae
Gene: ccdc93
Product: coiled-coil domain containing 93
Exons: 24
Coding region: 27-2000 (657 amino acids)
Biological process (GO): Golgi to plasma membrane transport
Source: RefSeq, a predicted model, not a curated record